Anas platyrhynchos (mallard) is the source of this 2305-nucleotide messenger RNA. The record is from RefSeq and is a predicted model, not a curated record. NCBI's taxonomy places the organism in Eukaryota, Metazoa, Chordata, Aves, Anseriformes, Anatidae.
AUGGGGCCCAGCCGCCCCACGCCCCGAUGGAGCCCAGCGCAGCUCAAUGGCAGCUCUGCGCAGCAGGAGGAGCGCAGGCUGGAGCUGCAGGCACUGCGUGCCAAACUGGAGGCCGAGCGCCUCCACAACCAGGAGCUGCGGUGCCACUUCGCCGCAGAGAUUUGCAAAAUGAAGGAGGCGGAGGAGAGGGAGCGGCAGCUGCUGGUGCAGCAGCUGCAGCGCGAGUGGGAGAGGCAGCAGGCCCUCGACGUGCAGCGGCUGCAGGAGCAGCAGCAGGCAGCAGCGCGCCACCGAGACCCAGCAGAUGCUGCGCUGGAAGGCGCAGCGCAGGCCCGCGCCAAGCUCCAGGCUGUCCUCAAGGAACUGCGCUGGGAGAUGCAUGGGGACCAGCCUGCCCGCAUCCGCCAGCUGCAGCAUGAGCUGAAGCUGGAGAAGAAGCUUUUCGUCAAGUACAUUGUGGCGGGCUUCGAGGACGAGCAAGAGGACAGCCAGGGAACAAAGGGCCAAGAAGACCAAGAAGGGCCCUUGGGCAAGGCAGAGCCAAAGACGCCAACACGGGCUCAGCCUGCCCAGGACGCACCUCAGCAGGGAGCCAAGGAAAGCUGUGGCUCCGAGAAGGGCAGCAGCCGCCGCCCUGUGAAGGACGCUCACGUCCAGGUUCCAGAACCUUCCGACCAACACAAGGUGCUGCCAGGCACGCUCAGGUGGAUGCUGGAGCAGCACGCCCACCUCCAGCGAGCCAUGAGCGGCCUGGAGAAGCAACGCCAGGCCCUGGAGGCAAAGCAAUGCCUCCUGAGAGAGGCAAGCACCAAGGAAGAGUGCCAGGAGCUCCAGAUGCUCCAGGAAGCCAAGGAAAAACUGGUGGUGCUUACCGAGCAGCUGGAGGAGAAAUGCAGAUCCCUGCUGAAGAUCAUCCACCAGGCCAGCAAGACUCCAGGGCCUCCACCCAGCCAAAGCUCUGCUGAGGCACUGCCACCUUGUGAGAGUGCCCCCAGCCCAAGCGAGGAGGUGCUGGUUGCCCAGCUCAUGCAGCUGAGCAAGGAGAAAAACCGACUGGAGGAAGAAAAUUCUCGCCUCCAAAGGCAGCUGGACGCAGCAAUGGAAGUCCAAGCUGAAAAUGCUGACCUGAAGAAGCAGGUAGAAAAAAUGGCAGAGGAGCAAAACUCUGCCCUGCAACAGGUCAGCGAGCUUCAGGCCCAGCUGCAAGAGGCAGAGUGCCAGCUGAAAGCGCUCAAGGAAAUUGCAGAUAGAGGGCCACAGCUGGAGAGAGAACACCUGGAGACACAGCUGGCGCUCCAGAAGAAAGAACAGGAGCUCGAGAGCUUGCAGAGAGCUCAGGCAGAAGGCAAGAGGCAGCACGAGGAAGCCUCGCAAAUGUUACGAGCCCAGGUCGCCGACCUGGAAGAUCGGUGCCACCAUCAAACCAAACAACUCAAGCUGCUCGCUGAGGAGCUGCAGCGGCUGCAAAGCGAGCAAUCCAGCCCUGCCACUACCCGUCUGCCACAGCUCUCACCUACCCACCCAGCCACCUCCGAAUCCCAACCGGCAGAGGACAGCCCAGGGCCCUGCCUGCCUGCAGAGGAGGGCGCUGCGGAUGAGAGCCAAGAAGCGGAAACUUGGCAGCAGCCCUUCGACCUGCAGGCUUCACUGGGACAAGGACCAGCAAGGAUUCGGAAAUUCCUAGCUCUGAACAGCUAUGACCCUGCUGAUAGUCCCAACAAGCAUCUGGAGCGAGAGCUUCCCCUCACGGCGGGGCAGUUUGUUUAUGUCACUGGGGAGAUGGAUGAGGAUGGCUGGUAUAUAGGAGAGCGGACAGACGGCAGUAGAGGCUUCGUCCCCUCCAAUUUGGUGGAAGAAGUGUUUGACGACCUGAGCUUGACAGCAGUGCCGCCAGAUCUGGGGGAUGUCCUUCUGGACACCAAUGAGGGGGAGAGCUCCACUGACAGCAGCAGCAGCAGCAGCAGCAGUGGGGAAGCCAGGGAUGAUCUGGACAAAGAAAUCUGUCCCGAUAUGAUGGCUGCAUGGGCCGUUGCAGAAGCCUUCCUGGAGGAGCUGCGUGACGUGCUCAAAGAGGACGAAAAAACCUCCAGGGAAGGAAACGAUGAUUCCAGCGACCCCUUCUGUCUCUCAUUCAUGAUGGAGGAGGAGAAAGAUCAGGGUGGGGGUGCCGAUGGCACCAAAAGUCAAUAAAACUGUCAACAAUAAUGAGCCUGGCCUUGGUGAUUCUUCUCCAGAAGGUUUAUAGAAAUGGAGAAGGACUUCUUUGCCCUGCAGGUCACUGCACGCUGGAACAGGUUGGCCAGUG